AUGAGAUUUAAAGGCUGUUUUUUCUUCCUAGUUAUGAUGAAUUCAGGCAAACUCUUUGCAGAAGAUAAACUUUGUGAUUUGCCACAUAUAGAAAAUGGAAAGAUUGCCCCAUACUAUUAUAAUUUCAAAAGUUACUAUUUUCCUAUGCGUAAAGAGAAAAAACUUUCCUAUUCUUGUGUUGCUGGUUAUACAACCGAAACUGGGACUCAAGAUGGAAGAAUAACUUGUACAGCAAAAGGAUGGUCUCCAGUGCCACAGUGCUACAAAAAAUGUAAGAAGCCUCUUUUGGAAAAUGGCUUUUUUUAUGGUACAGAAAUGUCCUUCAAAAUACAUGAGAAACUGCAGUACAAAUGUAAUCUAGGCUACCACGCUCCAAAUGGUGGUACCGAGGAUACAGUACAAUGUCAAGUGGAUGGAUGGUCCUCACAGCCAAGCUGUACUAAAAAUUUUGAGUCAUGCCAAGUACCUGAUUUACAUCAUGGCUAUUACUUCACAACCCAGCAAGAGCUUCGAGUGAAUGAAACACUGCUAUAUAAAUGUGAUGAGGGAUAUCAUACUGCAGGAGGAAACACUACAGAAGAAGCAAGGUGCCUAGCACGUGGGUGGUCCCUUACUCCAAACUGCACUAAAAUAACUUGCUACCCUUUGAAUGGAAUAGAACAUGGAAGUUUCUAUCCUGUGAAGAAAAUCUAUGAAGAGGGAGAUGUUGUUCAUUUUUUCUGUGAGGCAAAUUAUUCUUUCCAUGAAUUUGACCUAAUUCAAUGUUACUAUUUUGGAUGGUAUCCAGAUCCUCCAGUGUGUGAAGAUGUAAGAAAUAAAUGUCCUCCACCACCACUUCCUCCUCAUGCCCACGUCAUCACAGUUAGGAGAACAUAUCAUAAUGGUGACAAAGUUCGUAUACAGUGUCAAAGUAAAUUUGAAAUAAGAGGAUCUGAGGAAAUUCACUGUGAAAAAGGAAAAUGGACAUCACCCCCUAUUUGUAUAGGAUCUAUAAAUAAACAGGAAUCUGAGGCAACAUCACUCAAGCUAGAUGCAGCAAUAAGGACAAGCAAAACAUAUCACAGUGAAGAAAUGAAAAUACAGCAGAGCUGUACCUCUCCACCAGUGAUUAAAAACGGUGUUCUUCUUAGCCCUCUAUUGCUUAGCUACAAAAAUGGUUCUUCAGUAGAGUAUGGUUGCCAGCUUUACCAUUUUUUGGAUGGACCUAGCACUGUUUACUGCAAACAAGGAAACUGGACAGAACAACCGGCUUGCUUAGAUCCAUGCAUUCUUAAUGUAACUGCUAUAAACAAUAACAACAUAGAGUUAAAAUGGAGACAGGAAGAAUUGAUGUUCCUACAUGGUGACCUCAUAGAGUUUGAAUGUAAAGAGGGAUAUGAUUUUCCCCAGACUACCCUUCCAUCUCCUGGGAGGACGCAGUGUAACCAUGGGAGACUGAAAUACCCAAAAUGUGUCGUUAAAGCUCCUAUGGAAAAAUGUGACUCUCCACCUUCUAUUGCAAAUGGGGCUCUUACUCUCCCACCCCUGACCCAGUAUGAGAGUGGUUCUUCAGUUCAGUAUAGUUGCUAUGACUAUCAUUUCUUGCAAGGAUCUGAGAGAAUCUACUGUUCUGCAGGCCAGUGGACUUCACCACCAGUUUGUAUAGAGCCAUGCACUUUGUCAAAAAAUGAAAUGGAGAAAAAUAACGUGUUGCUGGAAGGGUUUUAUGAGAACCAGGUUUACUUUUACCAUGGGGAUUAUGUUGGAUUUUACUGCAAACAGAACCAUUUUGGAGAAGAAUCUGGUACAACUUUAUUUCAAGUGCAGUGUAAGAGAGGACAGCUAGUGUAUCCAAGAUGUGUCGAAAGAGGAAAAUAAGUGUGAACUUCAGGCAAGUUCAUAGGAAAGGUAAGAAGUCUCCAAAGGACGUGGCUCAAGGGACAAGAAAAGGAGAAAGCAUUUUGAGAGAAUGUGUGUAAGGGAUGAAAACAUUUAAAAUAUAGAAAUAUGUGAGUUCCACUCAGUAGUUAAUAAUUAAUCUUAAA
Cygnus atratus (black swan) is the source of this 2024-nucleotide messenger RNA. It is a transcript of the gene F13B, whose product is annotated as coagulation factor XIII B chain. The transcript has 12 exons. NCBI's taxonomy places the organism in Eukaryota, Metazoa, Chordata, Aves, Anseriformes, Anatidae. The record is from RefSeq and is a predicted model, not a curated record. Bases 1 to 1857 code for a protein of 618 amino acids.